GAAGCUGCUGACGGACGCGACGGCGCCGCUCGUCGUUUUUAUAAACACCAGCGAGCCGCCGACACCGCGCCGCUCUGCCCUUCCCACCGCACGCAGCCCAAACCCCCCUCCCUCCCAUCCAUCAUCCCCGUCCCCGACCUCUCCUCCCACAGUCCCACCUCGAACCGUCACAUCGCAUCGGCCAAGCGGCGCGCGCACGCGGACGCGAGCUAAACCCAACCCCCAAGACCCGGCAGGCGCGGGGGGGAGGAGCGGGAGGAAUGGCGGGCGCGGCGGCGCGGAAGAAGCGGGUGGGGAGGUACGAGGUGGGGCGCACCAUCGGCCAGGGCACCUUCGCCAAGGUCAAGUUCGCCGUCGACGCGGAGACCGGCGCCGCCGUCGCCAUGAAGGUGCUCGACAAGGAGACCAUCCUCAGCCACCGCAUGCUCCACCAGAUCAAAAGGGAAAUAUCAAUAAUGAAGAUCAUAAGACAUCCCAACAUAGUUAGGCUUAAUGAGGUGUUGGCAGGGAAGACAAAGAUAUACAUAAUCUUGGAACUUAUCACUGGAGGUGAACUGUUUGAUAAAAUAGCUCACCAUGGGAAGCUUCGCGAGAAUGAAGCCCGGAAAUACUUCCAGCAGCUCAUUGAUGCCAUUGAUUAUUGCCACAGAAAAGGAGUUUAUCAUAGGGAUUUGAAGCCUGAGAAUCUGCUUCUUGAUGCGCGUGGAAACUUAAAAGUUUCUGAUUUUGGACUUAGCACACUGUCUCAGAAUGGAGUAGGCCUUCUUCACACAACAUGUGGAACUCCGAAUUAUGUUGCUCCUGAGGUGCUAGGCAGCAAUGGAUAUGACGGAUCUGCAGCAGACAUUUGGUCAUGUGGUGUUAUUCUCUAUGUUUUAAUGGCUGGUUACCUUCCCUUUGAGGAAAAUGACCUUCCAAGCUUGUAUGAAAAGAUAACUGCAGCUGAGUAUUCAUGCCCAUAUUGGUUCUCUCCAGGAGCCACGUCAUUGAUCCGGAGAAUACUUGAUCCAAAUCCAAGAACUCGUAUCACUAUUGAAGAAAUAAGGGCAAACCCAUGGUUUAAGAAGAACUAUGUAGCUAUUAGGCGUAGUGAAGAUGAAAUUGUCAGCCUGGAUGAUGUCCAGGCAGUUUUUGACAAUAUUGAGGACAAGUAUGUAUCUGAGGAGGUUACUCACAAGGAUGGUGGUCCUCUUAUGAUGAAUGCCUUUGAGAUGAUUACACUAUCGCAAGGUUUGGAUCUCUCAGCGUUGUUUGAUAGGCAACAGGAGUUUGUCAAGCGCCAAACUCGUUUUGUCUCAAGAAAACCAGCUAAGACUAUAGUAGCUACAAUUGAAGUUGUUGCUGAGUCUAUGGGUCUCAAGGUCCAUUCCCAGAAUUACAAGCUACGGCUCGAAGGCACGUCAUACAACAGGAUGAGCCAAUUCGCUAUUGUUCUAGAGAUUUUUGAAGUUGCUCCUUCUCUGUACAUGGUCGAUGUUCGAAAGGUUGCCGGUGACACUCUGGAAUACCACAGGUUCUACAAGAACUUAUGCAGCAAACUCGACAGCAUAAUCUGGAGGCCAAUCGAAGUUUCUGCGAAAUCCACACUGCUGAGGACGACCACUUGCUAGCCCAGCACCGCCACUGAUGAGUUACAUACAGAACAACGUGAUUCCUGGCUUUCGAUGACAUGAGCUUCUGUUAAAUCUGGCAAUGCUUUUGAAGCUGGGAUUUCGUGAUGGUUUUUGUAGCUGGGAGUCGUGAUGGUUUCUGAAGCCGCUUCUGCAGGCGACAUGUGUACCAUAGCUGAGUCUUUAGUAGAUGAAACGAGGCAGCUUGCAGCAACAGAUGAUUGUACUGUAGUGAUGCUAGUGUAGAUAGUCUGUAUAGCGCCAGUUAUGCAGCCUGUACGUAAUAGGGACCUGAACUACCCGUUAGAAUCGAUUCCUUGUGUAUGUAUCCAGGAAAUAAGCUGGCUCAUGUGCUCGUGCCAGAUCUUGUAAAUGCUUGGAGGAUCCAAGACUCUGAUGCGUUGAAAGGCAUCAAAAGAUUCUGCUGACUCAGCUGGAAUUACUUGUUGACAUUUAAAACUGAUCGUUGGAAAUUAUCAAUUUAGGCCUUGGUUUAGGAAA
Messenger RNA from Panicum hallii, 2111 nucleotides. RefSeq names its product CBL-interacting protein kinase 24. Gene Ontology annotation, biological process: signal transduction; protein phosphorylation. The transcript has 14 exons. Lineage: Eukaryota; Viridiplantae; Streptophyta; Magnoliopsida; Poales; Poaceae. Gene Ontology annotation, molecular function: protein kinase activity; ATP binding. The record is from RefSeq and is a predicted model, not a curated record. Bases 261 to 1610 code for a protein of 449 amino acids.